Messenger RNA from Chenopodium quinoa (quinoa), 636 nucleotides. RefSeq lists its product as uncharacterized. The transcript has a single exon. Bases 1 to 636 code for a protein of 211 amino acids. The record is from RefSeq and is a predicted model, not a curated record. Lineage: Eukaryota; Viridiplantae; Streptophyta; Magnoliopsida; Caryophyllales; Amaranthaceae.
AUGGCAAUAUCAGAGGAUUCGAAGGCCGGGAUUUGUUAUAUAUGGGUCAUCUCUUCCCUUCUUUUGAUCUUCACAGUCUCAGGUGCAGUCUUCUUGGUGCUGUACAUGAUCCAGCCUGCAUACCUGGAUACUUCUUUGUACCCCGUUAUUGGCGGGUCUCUAGUUUGCUUCCCUUGGUUCUUUUGGUUCCUCACAUUGGUUUAUCGGAUUGUUUCUCGUGCUUGUGGGUUUAGGAUGUCUUGUUUUGGUUCCUCUGGUGCUGAUGAUCACCCUGAUGAUGCUGUUCCUUCUGGUGUGUCUGCUAGGAAUAGUAACGGGGAUGGUGUUAGUCCUAUUCCAAUUGUUAGUACAAGUAUUAGUAAUGGUGUCGUCGAUGGUGGAAAUGGUAGCAAUGUUGAUUUAGAAAAUGGGAGUGGGAACGAGAAUGUAAACAGAGCAUCUGGGGUGGUUGUACAGCCAGGAAGUCCUAGACGGGUUCAUUUUGGAGGGGUAGUAGUUUUAGGUGAGGAUGAUGGAGGUGUCCCUGAAAUCCAGGAAAGUCCUAAAUCAUUGUCGUCGUUGUCAUCAUCUUCUUCUUCUCCAUUGACGGACAGCAAUGAGAGCGAAAAACCUCUGAAAUUAUACAUGGCUUCUUGA